Molecule: messenger RNA, 946 nt
Organism: Nipponia nippon (crested ibis)
Lineage: Eukaryota; Metazoa; Chordata; Aves; Pelecaniformes; Threskiornithidae
Source: RefSeq, a predicted model, not a curated record
AUGCCGGGGUCGGGCACCGGCGCUGCCGCGGACUAUAUUUGCCCACGGUGUGAAUCUGGUUUUAUUGAAGAACUUCCUGAAGAGCCAAGGAAUGCUGACAAUGAGACCAGCUCCUCUACGUCAACCAGCGAUCAGAGCAGGCAUCCGUUUGAGAACGUGGAUCAGCACUUAUUCACCUUGCCACAGGGCUAUGGCCAAUUCGCCUUCGGCAUCUUUGAUGACAGCUUUGAGUUUCCAUUCGGGUCCAAUGUGCAGUCGGAAGACAACAGGGACUCUGAGAACCGGAGGGAGCGAGAGCAUCAGUCUCGGCAUCGAUACGGUGCAAGGCAGCCCCGAGCCCGUCUCGCCACACGCCGUGCCGCUGGCAGGCACGAGGGAGUUCCCACGCUAGAAGGAAUUAUCCAGCAGCUGGUCAAUGGAAUUAUUGCACCUACAACAAUACCAAACCUGGGACUGGGUCCUUGGGGAGUCUUGCAUUCAAAUCCAAUGGACUACGCCUGGGGUGCCAACGGCUUGGAUGCAAUUAUUACACAGUUACUAAAUCAGUUUGAAAACACUGGACCGCCGCCAGCAGACAAAGAAAAGAUCCAGGCCCUCCCCACCAUAGAGAUCACACAGGAACACGUAGAUUCUGGGUUAGAGUGUCCUGUGUGUAAAGAAGACUAUACAGUCGGUGAAAAUGUCCGACAGUUACCCUGCAAUCACCUAUUCCACAACAGCUGUAUCGUCCCUUGGCUGGAACAGGACGGUCCGGAGCCGCCUGUGGGGCUCAGCUGACGAGCAUGGGGAGGAAGUGGGUGGAGAGGUGCUGCCGGCGCGUCUUGCCCCCUCGCUGUGGCCUGCCCUUGCUAUUGAGUGAGAGGAACAUGGGGCGGCCCCGGUGCCGCCAGCGCAGCGACGCGUAGGUGUUGUAGCCGUUCUCCUCAAUGCGCUCCGUGAACUUGCA